UAUUAUCGGCUGAGUGUAUUGUUAAUCAUUCAUAGCUGAUGUUUACUAUGUCUGAAGUACAUGUUAUUUCCCCUUAUCAUAUGCUUGCCAGUAGGAUAAGAAGCGCCUUAGGCCAAAUACAAGAAAGGAGAUAAAGAAAAUAUAACGGCUUACGAAUAAUAAUAUUUAUGGACUAAAUCUAAUUUUGAUUUAAAUCGCAAUCCGGAAGAAAUUUCGAGAGUCAAACUACAUAUAGUCCUCUGCGUCUCCGCAAACAGACAUUGGUACAAACGAACUCUGGUGGAUGUUAAAAUUGGGAGCCAGAAAUCAAUAGAAAUUGAUUCUUCAUCGUAAACGUUACAUUAUUAAUAUUCAUGUGUGCUUCAAUGCAUUUUAAUGCAGAAAAUGGUUCUGGUAAGUAAGGAACGAGUCUGUACAGCGAUAUGAAGAAUAUCAAAAGAAAACGGAGAUAAUCAAAAGUCAACGGUACUAAAUUCACUGCUUCUCGAGCCAUGGUACCAGUACAGCUGCUUACUUAAACUUGCGUGGACAUAUUCAACAGUUUAAAAUGGAAAGUAAAUCAAUUCUUUCUCAGGAAUUAUAUCUAUAUUUACAAAUAGAGAUCGGCACUCCAACACAAGUGGAAAUCAGGAGACAGAUACGGGAUAUUGAAGAAAUUAUCUACAAUUCAGCUUCAUCUACGUUAAUAUUACCUAAUAGAAGACAACCUACUUUUUUCCGAGUAUCAACUGGAAGUCAAAAGGAGGGAUUCCGAUUUAAGGCAUCCGACGCCGAUUUUCUGUACUGGUGGACUGACCAUAAAGUUAUUUGUCAUCCGAGACAAGAAAACCUAUACAACAAAGAAACAUUGAUUAUGAUGGAAUAUUGUGAUGAUAGUCCAGGAUCCGUCCUCCUUAAAGUCAAAAAGUGGUCCGAUUGGAGUGUUGUUAGUGAUAGUUAUGUCAUAUUGGAAAAAGGAACGUAUAUGUCAAGUUUAAAGUACAGAGAAUCCACUAAAAAUUUAGUAGUAAAAAAUUCCCAAACACAUGGACCUUGUGCGACCGGUCGAUUGGAUAAUGGAGUUUGCUUUGACAAUGCUCAUUCAUUGAAAUGUGAUGUUGUAUUAAAAGUAGCUUCUUUAUGGAUAAAGCGAUGCCAUACUAAAGGUUGGCCUGAUUCUACCGUAUUGCAGUAUGCCAGAAAAACAGGAUGUCAUUUUGUUCCCGUUGGCCGUAGAGACUCGCCAAACCAGGAUUAUGAAUGGCGAAUUUCCUUUAAUCUCAUUGAAUUGAAAUGUGUCGAGUGUAUGAACCAUGUUCAGUUUACCUGCUACGGCUUAUUCAAGAUUUUUCUCAGCAAAGUAAUAAAGCCAUUGAUCGAUGAUAAAGACCUUUUGUGUUCCUACUUUUUGAAAAGUAUCAUGUUUUACAUGAUACAAGAAAAGGAAGAAUCAUUUUGGUCUCCAGAAAACUUCAUCAAUUGUUUUUGGAAUUGCUUUAAACAUUUAAUAUUUUGCGUUUACAAAAGCAAUUUGCCAAACUUUUUCAUUCAGGAAAACAACAUGUUUCAAGGUAAAAUUGUAGGUAGUUCCAGAGAGAAGUUGCUUGAAAAACUUUAUUUGUUAUUUAACAUGGGUUAUUCAUGCUUAAGCCCAUGUGUCUCAGAAAAAUGCGUUUUACUGCAAAAAUCCAUCACUCCUCCUUACGUGUUAAGGGCGAUUAAUACAGAUUUCAUUUUAUUCAAUGAGAUUUAUCAAAAAGUAGGAUUAUACUUAGAGUUUGCUUUAUUACCAUUCCUGGAGUAUUAUAUGCUUAUCAUAAGAAAACUUUUCAAAAAGAAAACCAUGACACUUGUUCAAACGAUAGCAGUGCGACAGCAUAUUUGUGCGUUGUUUACUCACUUGGCGUUUAUUGUACUGCAAUCCGAAAAGACGAGUGGUGUUUUUAAAUCUGGAAACAUGUUAGAGGUUGCAGCCAAACACGGAUUCCUAUCAGAUAAUUUAUUUUAUGUGAUGUAUCUCUACAGAAAAUCCAGAUUUGAAAAAGCUCUCGGAUAUGCGUUAAACACAAGAAGAGAUUUAGAGGAACCUCAUGUUUUAUUUAUAAAUGGCUUUUACGAUGUGCAUGAGUUCAUAAUGUAUGGCAAAGACAAAUCAUGGUCAACACAGCUAAAAGAAGCUGUAGCUGUAGAAAUUGGUCUUUCUUGUUACGUGGCGUAUUUAGAUGAAUUAACUAUUGAACAGUAUGUUGGAGGGAAGAAAAACAUGUAUUUCCAUAUCCCCCCAUACGUGUUAACACUUUUUCUAAUUAUCCUUUGCAACAUACGACUUGGAGACAUAAAAGGCCGCGAUCAUUCCUUAUUCAAAUUGAAAGAUUUACUUAAUAGAGGAAGAAAUGUUCCUGUUGAUAUGAAAAAUAUCUCUUGGCAUAUCCUUGGGAUUGCUCAACAAUUGUCCGGGUAUUAUUCGGAAGCAUUUGAGUCCUACAGAACAUCUCUAACUCAUCCGGACAGAUGUGGGCUAUAUGAAGCUAAAAUUAUCAGAAUGCUGAUUGUCGUAUCUGAUUCAAGAAACAAAAACGCCCGAAUUGGCUUAAAACGUCACAAAGACAUCAAUUCAGAAUGGAAGGAAAUAAAGAGAAAAGACAGAGGAGAAGCUUUAAUUAAUCGGAAGAUUAGAGGGUAAAAAUGUUCGAGUUCGCCUAUGCCUAAACAUGAGUAUUCCAAAAUCAUACGUGAAGCAUUUCUGGAGAAAAAGCUUCAUAAGAGAUAAUGUUAUAAUCGGACAAAGAAAAUGUCCUCUUAAACACUUCUUAUGAGGCAACCUGUAUUUUUUCAUCUACACAGGUUUGAAUGAGAAAUUUGCUUGGUCACAUUAAAUAUUUAAGGAAAGGUGAAACAAAAAAUAAAGCUUCAA
Messenger RNA from Saccostrea cuccullata (small rock oyster), 2893 nucleotides. RefSeq lists its product as uncharacterized. The coding region runs from base 548 to 2662 and encodes 704 amino acids. The transcript is spliced from 2 exons. Lineage: Eukaryota; Metazoa; Mollusca; Bivalvia; Ostreida; Ostreidae. The record is from RefSeq and is a predicted model, not a curated record.